AUGAGAAUAUUGGUGAAUCAACUUCAGCAAUCGGUAGCUCAAAAAUUUCGCAUCAAUAUUUAUGAAUCUGUAGUUUCUGUCUUUCAUUGUCCUCACUCACCUUUCUGUGGGUUUGCUUGUUUCCUUCAAGAUAAAUCUGAGAACCCAGUGAAUCAACACGCUGCAGUUCAGAAUGAUGGAAACGCUUAUAGAGAUGAUGAUGAUGGUGAAGAUGAGGACUAUUUUGAUCGAGAAUAUGAUGAAGAUGAUGAUGACGGCGACGAUGACGAUGAUGAUCUUAAAGUUGGCAGCGGAGAUGAUGAAGUCUUAGCAGCCGACAACAAAACAGCGGCUCUGCGCUUGACAGAGCUGCAUUAUAAAGAAUAUAAAAAAGAGGAGUGGUUGCAUAUUUUUCUCUCAUCUUUUCACCUCAGUCUUAAAUGGUUUGACGACGACAACGACGCCGACAAAGUUGAGAUGAGUUUGAUGACGUUGAUGGUGAAUUUGUUAUAA
Messenger RNA from Helobdella robusta, 492 nucleotides. RefSeq lists its product as hypothetical. The transcript has 4 exons. Lineage: Eukaryota; Metazoa; Annelida; Clitellata; Rhynchobdellida; Glossiphoniidae. The record is from RefSeq and is a predicted model, not a curated record. Bases 1 to 492 code for a protein of 163 amino acids.